GAUGAGUUUCAUCCCUUCAUCGAGGCACUGCUUCCUCAUGUCCGUGCCAUAGCCUACACCUGGUUCAACCUACAGGCGCGAAAGCGCAAGUACUUCAAGAAGCACGAAAAGCGAAUGUCCAAGGAUGAGGAACGGGCCGUGAAAGAUGAGUUGCUCAGCGAGAAGCCUGAAAUCAAACAGAAGUGGGCAUCCCGUCUCCUGGCCAAGCUGCGGAAAGACAUCCGACAGGAGUACCGGGAGGACUUUGUGCUCAGUGUAACGGGCAAGAAGCACCCAUGCUGCGUUCUCUCCAACCCUGAUCAGAAGGGCAAGAUCCGCCGAAUCGACUGCCUGAGGCAGGCUGAUAAAGUGUGGCGGCUGGACCUAGUGAUGGUCAUCCUGUUUAAAGGUAUUCCGCUGGAGAGCACAGAUGGGGAGCGGCUAGUCAAGUCUCCGCACUGCACCAACCCGGCACUUUGCGUCCAGCCCCACCACAUCACUGUCUCGGUGAAAGAGCUGGACUUGUUUCUGGCAUACUACGUCCAGGACCAAGACUUGCAACAGUCAGGAAGUCCUAGCAACAAUGAGCCUGGCAAGAACCCUCCAGUUUACUUGGAAGACAGCUUUGUUAAAUCAGGGGUCUUUAGUGUUUCGGAGCUGGUUAGAGUAUCCAGAACUCCUAUCACACAGGGUGCAGGAGUGAACUUCCCUAUGGCUGACAUGCCAAGUCAGCCAUAUUAUCAAGACCUGAACUCAGGAGUGAGUUUACACCGGUCCCUCUCGUCCCCCCAUGGCAGCAAGCGGCCUAAGACGAUCCAAGAGGACAGUAUGGAGACUAGUCCCACCGGGCCAGACUUCUACCCAUCCCCUAGUUCACCGGCCAGCAGACCCUGGCAUGAGAGAGACCAAGCUGACAUGUCCUCUCCCACCAUGAAGAAGCCAGAGAAGCCGUUAUUCAGCCCCACAUCCCCACAAGACUCUUCACCUCGGCUCAGCACCUUCCCCCAGCACCACCACCCAGGACUGACCACCGUUGGCCAUAGCGUCAUUUCCACCAGGAGUCCACCUCCGCUGCAGUUCUCGGCCCCUGCCAUCCUUCCCCCGGCCCCCUCGCCCUACAUCUCUCAUGGCGCCAUCCGCUACCCACCGCACCUCAACCCACCCGACUCCCUCAAGAACUACAUGCAGCCUUACGACCCGUCCAGCCCACAGAGCAGCCAGCCGAACAGCAGUGGCCAGGUACUGGGGAAAGUGCCCGGUCACUUCACGCCGGUUCUGGCCCCCUCGCCCCACCACGGUGCUGUCAGACCAGUGUCUCUCUCGAUGGCUGACACCAAGCCAAUCACCACAUCCUCAGAAGGUUAUUCUGCUCCAGGCACUCCCACUGCCAACCGUUUUGUGGGACUGAGCUCCAGAGACCCAGCCUUUCUUCACCAGCAACAGCUAAGGAUUUGUGACUGGCCCGUGAAUCAAAACAUCAGGUCAUAUGGCUCAGAGGAGGCUUUGGGGAUUUCUUGGCAAAGUCCUGGUACCUGGGCGAGCUUAAUUCCAUUCCAAGUGUCGAACGGGACUCCGAUUCUGCCAACAAAUGUCCAGAAUUACAGCAUAAACAUCAUUGGUGAGCCCCUCCUCCAGGCAGAAUCAAGCAAUUAAAGGGGGCCUGAAACUGGACCCAGGAGAUACAGGUCCUCGGAAAAACCAGCAAGCAGCACUUAUACAAUCGACAUGAACCUUUGUCCCAGGCUCUCAAGAACAUUGGGAUAGUGCAGUAGAGUGAGUUGGGUCAAAGUGUUCUCUUCUGAUACGAGCCACUCCACGCCAGUCAGUCAUUGUGUAAGAAAGUCCCUGAACUGAGAUACUGUGAUCUUUACCAUACAAACUUUAGAUGCCUUACUGUAUAUGCAUGACAUUCUAUUCUCUUGUUAGUGUUUCUCUUGUUUCAUGUCACGAUUACUAGUUUUACAAAAUGAUUUAGAAGGGGGUGAUCACACAAGGGCUGGCUGAUUGGAUGGUUUGUAAAGCAGGCUGCAAUUGAAACGAACUAUCAUCAAACAAAGGCUCAUCGUAUUCGUUACAUAACCAUAGGAACAAUUUUCAAUGAACAGACUGUUUCUAUUUUCAUAUUACCCUCAGAAUUUAAUUUGCCCAUGGUGCAAAAUCUUUUUAAUAUGUAAUCAUGUCAAUCCUGUGCUAAUGUUCUUUUAAGGUAAAGGUUGGAUUUUCCUAUCCAGAGUUAAGAACUCUAAAAACUUUGUUUUCCUUCAAGGAAAGAAAAUGCCUGAAUAACUAGGUAAGAAAUACUACCCUUUUUUAAAUUUACUUCGAAAACAAUUUUGAGAAAAAUAAGUCAAUAUCUCACAAGAGGCAAGUGCAAUUUAAAUGAUUUUACUGAAGGGAAGCUAUCACAGUCUGUCUGCCCUAAGACUCUAAAGGAACGGGGAGUAAAUGUUAACUUAACAAAAUUUUUUAAUAAAAAAUAAUUUAAAAAAGUGAACCUCGAUCAAUAAAAAAAUAAAAUUGCAUCCUUGAUUCGGGACACUAGAGAAAGCUGAGGGUAGAAGAGGAAAGUGGGAUUGACAGUGAACGUGCACGUGAGCAUAACUGAACACGAACAAGACAGCACUUACUUUGAGCCGUACCCAAACAUGCGGGUAGUUUUUUAUUUUUUUUUAUUUAUUAAGAUUAAAACAUAAAGUCGAUGAAAAAAAGACUCAAACACACAGAGUGUAUAAAAUGUUUUUUUUUUUUUUUUUACAUAUUACUCACCAAUCUAGUAUGCAUGUUUAUUCAGAUGUUGGCUUGUAAAGCUACUGUUUACAUUUGAUAUCAUGAAAAACAAGAGGAUUGCAGGCUGGUGAUGUGUAUGUGUAAAGCUGUACACAUUUCAACACUAACUUGCAGGCUGAGGCGAGGUCUCAAGGUGCUUAUUUCAAACCCACUUUGGUAGUUUCAACUGUCGCGGUCCCCAGAAAUCGAUGAUUGCUUCUGGCAUUUGCAAUGCCAUUGCCUCUCCAAUCAGACAUAUUUAUAUAAUUAAUCUUUCCAAUAAUCUUAAUUUGCACGAAAAUAUAUAGUCCACAUUACGUGCCUUGCGUUCGACUAUAGAAAACAUCACUACACUUGUUUUUGCUGCAUUUAUUACCGAUUUAGGGGGAAAAAGUAACAUUUUUAUGAUAAGAAAUAUUUUGUACUCUGGAUGAAAUUGUGACAUUGAUUUUUAGCUUCAUUUACUACUUUAUCUCACAUUUACAGUGCGUAUCAAGGCUGUAUAGUUACCGUUCUAAAGUUUAUAAUCAACCAGCAUUAUUAUUAUUAUUUUCUUUUUUUUCUCAGUAUUUUGGUGGUUGUCAUUUUUUUUUCUUUUGUUUGAAUCAUGUGUAGUUUGUUUUUCCAUCUUCCAGUCAUUAUUGGGGUGGGCGGGUCCAGAUUUAAAAGAAUUAUGCAAUACCAAGUUUUGCCUAUAUAGGUAGUGCUUUUAGCUAUGUAGAUUAUUAGAAGCUAGUACAGAAAUAAACAGUUUAAACAUUUAAUUUCUUUUUCUAUGUUGUUGUUGUUGAUGAUGUUGUUAUUUUCCUUUCUUUUUUUUUCCUCUCCUUUUUUUUUAAUGGUAUUUGACCAAAGUGGGAACUGCUUUCUAUGCAGCAUGUGACAAGGUCUUUUUUUCCCCUUGAGUGUACCUAAAGGCAGAGAGGUGCGUGAGAGAUGCGUUUGUUUGUAUUCUCUGUAAGGGGAAGAAUUUUUUCUACACUUUGAAGCAUGUCGGCAAAGAGGGCACCAUUUGGUCUAACAUGGCUGCAAAGUCACUGAUUUGUCUACUGUGACUAACAAACUCCUUCAAACUUCCCACCUGGGAGGCUAGUUUGACCUUCAGAAGAAAUUGACUUUCUUAGGGGAGACAGCUUGACUUGAGAGUGACAAUCAAUGGCGAAUUAUGCACACUAGGGUAAAGUGUUAAAUGCUGGCAUUUUUUUUUAUUAUUAUCAGAUAUCUUCCCUACCCUGUUCACCUUGUCCGGUUAACAAUGUAGCUAUAUGCAAUUCCCAAGUAAAUGCCUUAAAUUUUUACAAACAAGUGACUUGUUAUAAAAUGCGCUACAAUCAAUGUCACGCAAGUUACUGCGUGUUAGAUCUGUCACAAUCAGUAAAUUCACACAGAUUUUUAUUCUUCCCUUUUAAGUUUUCAAAUUUAAAGCCUUAUUGACAUCAUAGUCCAUAGACAAAUACCCCCAUGGUGAAAAUAAUUUUUCAAAAUUUAUCUCAAGUUAUAUAUUGUUAUUUUCAAUAUUAUGUGAAAGGAAAUAACUUAAUGCUCUUAUGGUCUUAAGGAUCAAAAAAAAAAAAUGGUUUUGCACCUACAGCAUAUAGGCAAUCAUCCACCCAUAGUGUCUUUCAGUUAAAAAAUAAAUAAAUAAAUAAAAACUCAGGCAAUUUGCUUAACGGCAUUACCAGAAUCAAUUAAUAGAUGGCCUCUUUAUAAUAACACUCCUCAUCAUUAAGGUUUUAAAUUGUAGCCCUUAAAUCACUAUUCAGUCUGCUUCUGAGACCUCAAGUCAAGCUGAAUCUCUCCUCCUUCACCGAGAUGUUUUUUUUUUUUUUUUCAUGUAUGUGAUUAAGCUAAAAAAAAGCCACCCCAUUCAAUGUGCACUGUUGCCAGUGCAACUGAAGUGCAUUUCCUCCUGGAGUGGUGGGAGUGUCAGAGUCAAAGAGUCAUUCUCUUGCUGGAAGCUGUGAAGGAGGCCAUAGGUAGGGGUCAUCUUGAUGGCCAUUGUAAUAGAUUGGCAAUAGCAAUAGUUUUCAGUAGUAGUCGUAUGGGUUGAAAAUUUGUUCUGGCAGCUUUGUGCACUGUUUGUAGAUGGAUACGUCAGUGUGUGUUUCAAGAUGAUUCUGACACUACGAGAGGAGAGUACAUGAGGCUCUUUCUAUUGAAAUGCCUUCCUUGUUGACAAAAGUGUGUACACUGUAAAUUUCUCUUUCCCCGUUUGUAAAAAGAAAAACAUUUGACUUAUAUAUUCGUGAAUUUAAGUGAUGUCCGUGUUUUUUAGUGAAACCCAAAAACAUUAAAAAAUACAAUACUUUUUUUACUUUAAAUUCGUGUUACAACUCAACAGCUGUCCGAUACAGUACAUAAAAAGGUUGAAUAUGUAAUUUCUUUUUUUUUUUUUGUUACUUAUAAAGUUGGGUGAAUUCCUGUAUUGGACUGUAAAUGUUUAAAACAAAAUGAUGAAGGUCUUUUGUUGUUUUUCGUGUUGAGUAACUUGGAUCCUUGAGACAUUUCAUAAAUGUUUGAAGUGUUGUUUUGUUAGUGUGGCCAUAGAGAGAGUGUGUGUGUGAUGUGAUUAUGUGAUAUUGAAAACAGGAAAAGAUAAAUAAUGUUAAAAUUUGUAGGGUCAUUAUUAUUAUUUUUUUAAUUAUCUUUUUAUUUUUUUUAUUUUGUUUUGUUGUUGUUUUGAUCCGUUGGGGAACUCCUAGUCACUUUAGUAUAAAGUCACCUGAUUUGAGUCUCCCAACAACAACAAAAUAAAAAACUACCAGGGUAAUGUCGCUACACAACUUCACAGAUUGUUCUGCUGUCUUGUGCAAAAUAAAAUGUGCAUUAUUUCCCCCGUCAAUAGAUGCUGACCCACCAGACCAUGUACAGAGAUUUUUCUGCCAUUCUGCUUACAUAUGUCUGCCAUGGGCAGCGAUAAACAUGUUAGAAUGAAUGCUGCAUACUUUUCAGGCAGGCUCGGUACUCCAAGAAGCCUUUGUGUGGACCCACAGAUGUCUUUUUCAUGUUGCCAUCACGGGAGGAAAACAGAUGAGCAUUUGCACUUUCUGCAGUUCCCACUACCCCUUUCAUUGGCACAUUGUUUGUUGUUUGGAUUACGUCUAGCUAGUGAUGAUGCUCUGAUUAGCCUGAGUGUUUGUAUCUAGUUGAUCUGAAUGUUGUCAAAGUAGCUUGGAGCACUUCCCCUCACUAUAGUAGCGAUAUACAGCAGUUUCUUUUUUCAAAGGGCUGAUCUUUUAGAAAAUAGUAUUUGUUGCAGAAUUCAGUUGUUAAAAGCAGUAAGGCAAUGGCCUGGUAAAGCUGUAAAAGCCAAGGUCAUGGCUCAUGAGAAGCCACAUGGAAGUAACUUAUGCAAGGAGGACCAGUGGAACUCAUUCAAUGUGUAUUUUCAGCUCUUCUGUGCGUCAGUGCAGGGAAAUGACAGGACGAAAUUUUGGUCCACAUCUAUUCUCAUAUUUCCAUUUCUAGGGCAUUUACAACAGCAUGAGUGAUCACUGACAUAACAGUAAUAUAAAAACCAGCAUAUUAUGAAAUGUUUACCAAAAAAAAAAAGGAAAGAAAGAAAGAAAGAAAGAAAGAAAGAAAGAAAGAAAGAAAGAAAGAAAGAAAGAAAGAAAGAAAGAAAGAAAGAAAGAAAGAAAGAAAAAUAUUUCAACCAGUGCCUGUUUCAGCUCAAAGUCUCAGUGGAUGUUCCAUUGUAAAUAUGAAAGCAUGGAAAUUUCUUUAGGGAAUAGAAAAAUACAGUCAGCAGAAUUUAUGGGAUUCCUCUUCGCAUAUUUUAACCCCCCAAACAUUUCUUCUUUUUAGUGUUUAUUUAAAAAUCUUGGGUUUUCGUUCUUUUUUUUUUUUUUUUUUUUUUUUGUGCUUUGUUCAAUUUUGGAUAAUUUUGUCAAAUGGUAAACCCCAGUCUCUAUUUAACAGAGAUCCAGUAAUAGUUUGGCAGUGUGUUUCCUAGACUACACUUAGUACUAUAGUUGAUGACAAAAAUGUCAGGUAAAAAAAAAAAAAAAAAAAAAGAUUGCCAGCUCCACAGCAGAGUUUUUUUUUUUUUUUUUUUUUUUUGCUUUUUGAAGAGAAGGGGGUCUUGUGACACUUUUAUGCCCAUUGCAAAUUCAAUGGUAUUAUGGUAGGUGAGUUUAUAGCAUGCCAACAACACUAACACCAACAAAUGUUAUAAAGUCAUAACGGUUAUUAGUAGUGAUUGUGAAAACACAGCAUUGUAUGCAAAUAUUGAUGUAUGUUCUGAAUGUACAUUAUAGAAUCACUUUAUCAAGGUUUUGUGUUUUUACUCACAGUUUAAGAAAAACAGGUGUCCUUCAACAAGCUGUAUAGUGAAGGCCUUUUUUAUUUAAUUUUUUUCUGUUGCUUUCAUGCCUUUCCAUUUUUACAGCUAUGAACAGUAGGCACUGCCUUGCCUUUGAGCUGGUUGCAGUUGUUGCAGGGGCAAAAAAUGCCACAAGAUUACAAAUGAGUGUAAAUAACGCUUGACUUUUUUUGUGAUUGUUACUGUUAUAUCCAGCCUAUACUGCUAGCAGCUGUUUUUACUGCAGUCAAUUACUGGAAGUGGAUAUAUUUCCUAUGCAAAACUGUUUAAACAAUAAAAUGAGCUCUGCUACAAAGCAA
This is a messenger RNA of Carassius gibelio (silver crucian carp), 7368 nucleotides long. RefSeq names its product nuclear factor 1 B-type. Lineage: Eukaryota; Metazoa; Chordata; Actinopteri; Cypriniformes; Cyprinidae. The record is from RefSeq and is a predicted model, not a curated record. Gene Ontology annotation, molecular function: RNA polymerase II cis-regulatory region sequence-specific DNA binding; DNA-binding transcription factor activity, RNA polymerase II-specific. Gene Ontology annotation, biological process: regulation of transcription by RNA polymerase II. Gene Ontology annotation, cellular component: nucleus.